GAUGGUCAUUAUUUACGGCAAGUUCUCUAGGAAGUUGCAGAAAGUAGGAUCUCCAUGUUGGAGUCUGGACUCCUCACAAGAAGGUACUGGAAGUGUUUUAUUAUGUGAAGACUGAAGCAGUAUUUGAUCAAGUUUCUCCUUAGUUAAGUACCUCUAUCUGAUAUUCAAGACUAGAUACAGGGAGAAUAAGGAAUCAAUAUAAGUAUAGUAUGCUGCAGGCAGCUCUACAGAGAAAUUGCAUAGAUCGUAAAUGGUGAUGGCUCGGUGGCUCUCUAAGCAAAGGCUCUGGAGUCAACAGUCAAGAGCUGUACCUGUUCUCGGCUAGGAAUCGUGAACAAAGACAGAGAAAAAGUCAAUCACAACAAUCAGGGGAAGACGAAAGCUGUCCCAAAGGUCAAACAUGUGAAUGGACUAUUGAUUCUCUCAGGUUAUCUUCCUGAGGAGAGAGAGCCCCAAAUGGAGAUUUUCCUUCCUGCAGUCAUGGGUGAGCUCACCACUAGAUCCAUAAAUUUCUUCAUCAACAAAUGCUUCAAGCCGCCAGCAGUAGCUGUGGAGGACAGGCUGCAAUCGGCUCUCCUCCGGGCGCAGGUCAUCAUGGACGAGGCCAUGGGACGCCGCAUCACAAACCGAUCUAUGCUACAGCAGCUGGACAUGCUGCGAGACUGCAUGCACCGAGGCUACUACACGCUUGAUACCUUCAGAUACCAAUCUCACGACAAAGAGGAGGUCAAAGAUCAGAUUGUGAGUCACUCUUCACUAUUGUCCAAAGUAAAUUCUGUCAAAGAUUUAUGUUUCUCCACUGGAACAAGUACACAUAUUUUGGAAGAAAUGCAAGAGGUGCUUGAUAGUUUGAGCUCCAUGAUCCUUGAUUCAAAUGAGCUGGUUCUGUUCUUGACGAGCUAUCCCCGCAUGUAUCGUGAGCCUUACAGCAUGCAUCUCCUGUUGAGCAAGUGCAUGUUUGGCCGCCAGAUGGAAACAGAGCUCGUCAUCAAGUUCCUGUUGCACAGACAGCCUCAUGGUGUUGAAGAAUUGGAGGUCCUACCAAUUGUCGGUCUAGGCAGAGUCGGAAAGAGCACCCUUGUCGCUCAUGUUUGCAAUGAUGAGAGAGUCCGUGAUCAUUUUUCAGAAAUUAUAUUCUUGAGUGACCACGAUUUCAGAGAUGAGAAGUUAACCACUCUUAGUGAAGGAUGUGCGAAGAAAUAUCAAAAUUGCACGUUGAACAAAGAUGAGAGAAUGCUAGUUGUUGUUGAGGCAGCUGGAGACUUCAAUGAAAGUGCGUGGAAGAGGCUAUUCUCUGCUUCUAGACGGUGCAUGACAAGUGGUAGUAAAAUCAUAAUCACAGGUCGGUCUGACAAGAUCACAACGCUUGGAACAACGCAGGCAGUAACACUGAAAUAUUUGUCCCACGAAGCAUACUGGUACUUCUUCAAGACGCUUACGUUUGGAAGCACUGAUCCGGCGAUACACCCAAGGCUUGCAUAUUUGGCCAUGGAGAUAGCCAGGAUGCUGAAACGAUCUCUCAUUGGUGCAACCACCACCGCCUCUUUGCUGAGGGACAACUUUGACAUCCACUUUUGGUUCAAGGUUCUGACCUUUUUGAGAGGGUUCAUCCAGAGGCAUGUCUCCAAAUUUGGUGAGCAUCCAAUUGAUGCUCUGGACCAAUAUAGACCUGCACAGCUUGAGAGAAUGGCUACACCUUCUGAAGUUUUCCUGGUUUCUUUACAGUGUCAACGCUCUUCACAAGAGGAGGUUCCCAAGAUUAGAAUCCAAGAUAUGACGUAUGGAAGCGUUAGGCCUCAUGGGAAAUUUGAGGUCCUAGCAUGGAAGUCUCGGAUACCCCCCUACCAUAGCUAUGUGUAUACUUGCGAGCUUCGAGAGCUAAAAACUACAGCUGCCAAGCGGAAGCGUUCUAUGAAAAAUGGAGUAACACUCUGUUAGUCUUGUCAUUUUCAGGCUUAUGUAGUAGUAGAAUAUCAGAACAUGUUUUGAUAGGGUGUCACAAGUUAUAACACUGUGAAACUGUACUACUACCUUGUCAUGUGUAAAGUAUUUACUAUAUAUUAGUAACAGAAUAAUGCAUGACGUUGAGGCAUAGAUGUUUAUGAAAUAUAAUGAAUUGGUUGUCAA
This is a messenger RNA of Phragmites australis (common reed), 2127 nucleotides long. RefSeq names its product putative disease resistance protein RGA3. The transcript has 2 exons. NCBI's taxonomy places the organism in Eukaryota, Viridiplantae, Streptophyta, Magnoliopsida, Poales, Poaceae. Gene Ontology annotation, molecular function: ADP binding. Bases 457 to 1938 code for a protein of 493 amino acids. The record is from RefSeq and is a predicted model, not a curated record.